AUGGUCCUGGGCAUGGUCGUCCUCCUCGGCCUCUACCUGGUGAGCAACCUGUACAGCUCGGGCGGUCUCGCUGGCACGGGUCGUGGGCAGAGCGGAAGCCACCUGGACAAGGAUGCCCGCAUUGUCAUUCUCGGUGCUGGUGUGACUGGUCUCGGUGCUGCCUACCGUCUCAAUGAGCUCGGUCACCGUGACUGGGCCGUCUAUGAGAUGGCCGACAAGCCCGUUGGCCUCGCUCAGUCGGUUGUCGAUGACCAGGGCUUCACCUGGGACAUCGGUGUCCAUGUCCUCUUCUCGCACUUUGGCUACUUUGACACGCUCCUCGUGGCAAUACCAAUACGGGCGUCGCCGAUCUACAUGCGCGAUCGGUUUGUGGGCUACCCGCUGCAGAACAACGUGUGGCGGCUGCCGCCGGCCGAUGCGGAAAAGUGCCUCGUCGGCUUGCUCGAGGUCCACGACGAUGCCGUGGCUGGUGUGACCAAGCCCAAGCCGCACACCUUUGCCGAGUGGGUCGAUCAGUCGUUUGGCUCGGGCAUCGCCGAGGUCUUCAUGACUCCGUACAACUUCAAGGUAUGGGCCCAUCCCACCACCGAGCUCAACCCGACGUGGGUGGGCGAGCGGGUGGCAACCAUCGACUUUAAGCGCAUUCUCUCCAACAUGGUCAACGAGUUUGAGGACGUCCACUGGGGGCCCAACGCCCGGUUCCGCUACCCAUCGCGUGGAGCAGGCAAGAUCUGGGAGAAUGUCUACCGCGGCCUCCCGCGGUCGCGGUUUAACUUUGAGAUGGAGGCUCUCGAGAUCAACGUCGACGACCCGAACAACAAGUACGUGGCCUUUGCCGAUGGGACCCGCGUCCCGUUCGACGCACUCAUCUCGACCAUUCCCAUGGACAAGCUGCUCACUCGCAUUGCCAACCGGCCGGACCUCGCCGCGUGGGGCUCAGAAAAAGGCGCGUUCAAGCGGCAGACCGUCAACCUGGUCGGGGUCGGGGUCGAAGGCAUCACGCCCGCAGCGUGGAACUCCUCGCACUGGAUCUACUUUCCCGAGGAGAUCUACCCGUUCUACCGCAUCACGCUCCUCACCAACUUUUCGCCGUACAUGGUGCCCAAGCCUGGCGAGCAGUACUCGGUCCUGGUAGAGGUCUCCGAGUCCAAGUACCGCAAGGUCGAUCAGGCGACGCUCGUCGACGACGUCAUCGCCGGCCUCAAGCACGCCGGCGUCAUUCCGGACGGCGCGCCGAUUGUCUCGCGCUGGCAGGAGCGGUUUGACUAUGGCUACCCGGUGCCGUACGUCGAGCUCACCGAGCACGUUCUCCGUGCCAACGACGAGCUGCUCCAGCUCGGCAUCUGGUCGCGCGGUCGCUUCGGCAACUGGCGGUAUGUGACGGGCAACCAGGACCACGUGUGCAUGCAGGGUGUGCAGGCCGUGGACAACAUCCUGUUUGGCGACUACGAGGAGAUUGUGUACGAGCCCAACGUGGUCAACGGCAAGAAAGGCCAGCGCAAGAUUCUCCCGCCUGAGAUCAAGGACCAUUGGGAUGUAGUCAUCCCCGGCUGCAUCCCCGACCUCGCCGCUUGGCUCGCGCCGCUCCUCGACGACCUCGCCGCCGCUGACAUCGUCCCGCGGGUCUUUGUCUACUCGUCCUGCAAGUCGGAUGGUGGCCUGCCGGACACGCUCACCUCCAAGUACGACAUCCGGGUGGCGUCUGCGCCCACGUCGUCGGCAAACACCGCCAACCUCGUCACCUACGCCUCGCAUGUCCUCGCUAACUACGAUGAUCUCAACCCGAUCACCUUUUUCCUGCCCGGCGCUGCAACUAUGGGCGCCUCACUCACCCAUCCCUCGCCGCACGACUUUGACAUCACCUCGUCGUACGAGAACCGCGGCCACUUUAUGUACCAGAAGGCUUCUGGCGUCACCGAUCCGCUCUUCUGCACCUUCUUUGAGGCCCUCUACGCCUUUGAUGGCCUCGACUGCCCUACCGCCUUUGAGUCGGCAGCCGCCUUCCACAUCUCGCGCGGCACCCUCCUCCACCUCUUGCCUCAGGACUACCAGGCUUUGCUCAUGCUCAAGCAUGCGUAGCAGGCUUCCUAUCGCCGAGCCCAGCUCGUCGCCCAUCACCAAGUCUGCCCGUCGCCCAACCCAUCGCCAAUCGCCGAGCCCUUUGCGAGCAAACACCAGACUCUGUCCC
Thecamonas trahens ATCC 50062 is the source of this 2188-nucleotide messenger RNA. RefSeq names its product UDP-galactopyranose mutase. Gene Ontology annotation, molecular function: oxidoreductase activity. NCBI's taxonomy places the organism in Eukaryota, Apusomonadida, Apusomonadidae. The record is from RefSeq and is a predicted model, not a curated record. The transcript is spliced from 2 exons. The coding region runs from base 1 to 2079 and encodes 692 amino acids.